GCUGGUGUGAGGUGACUUGAGGGGAAACUGUUGUUUCCACAAUGCCUCAAUGGUAACCAAGUAACUAUCACUGAACCUAUCAACCUACCUAUAAUUACCUACCAUAAUGGUACUGUGCGACUAGUUCAGCUGUGCUUCAGUAGUGCUUAGAUAUGUUGAAUAGGGAAUAUUGAAGAGCUACAACAUGAAAUCCAACCGGACCCACCCACAGCAGAGACUGUUUGAUGACCGUUCAAUGGGGUCACCUGAUGAAGACUGCUGUGGAGAGUGCUGCAGGCCUAGCUGUCGGUGCUGCAGCAGACGAGCAGUCUGUCUCUCCAGUAUAAUACUAACUGUAGGAACAGUCCUGGCUGUGGUAGGGGUUAUACUCGCUCUGGUCUUUGGGAUCCCCAAAUCACCUCCUGUAAACCGUGUCUGCAGGACAGCGGACAAUGCGACAGGCUUCCUGUGUGACGACAGACUGACCUGUAUCCCGCCCUCUGACCUCUGUAACGGGUUCGUGACCUGCCCCAAAGGAGCCGAUGAGGACACACACAUGUGCAGUGAUCUCCCCAACAACCUUCCAGGUGGUCUUGUGUUUCGAUGUGGAAACCCUCAGUUCUGGGUCUUUACUGACAAGAAGUGUAACAACUUCAAUGACUGUGGGGACUGCUCUGAUGAGAUUGGGCCUUAUUCUGGCUGUGCCCCCUGUGGUGUGAACUGGUGGCCCUGCAUACCAGUGGACUUCCAGUACUGUUCCUGCAUCCCUCGCUGUCUGUGCCGUGAUGGACGCCAUCACUGCUACGACUGGUCUGACGAGUACACCUGCCCCAAAAGUUUAACCUGCUAGACUAAGGUGACCAGAUUUCUGAAAUGAAAACCGGGGUCAUUUCCAGCUCGGCGGUCAAUAUAUCAUUCAAAUAUCCAAUGUUAUUAUCUAUUAUAUAUAAUAUCAAUAUAUCAUUCAAAAUAUCCAAUGUUAUUAUCUAUGAAAAAUAAAAAGGGAACAAUUCCGG
Molecule: messenger RNA, 995 nt
Organism: Oncorhynchus kisutch (coho salmon)
Lineage: Eukaryota; Metazoa; Chordata; Actinopteri; Salmoniformes; Salmonidae
Product: low-density lipoprotein receptor class A domain-containing protein 1
Exons: 6
Coding region: 185-829 (214 amino acids)
Molecular function (GO): protein binding
Source: RefSeq, a predicted model, not a curated record